AUGGGGAAGAGCGACUUUCUCGCAAAGUUUGAAGAGAUGAAGGAUGGGACGUUUACGCCUAAGGACCAGUCCCAGAAUUGGUGCCGGCAUUUUGGAGUGAAGAAGGACAAGAGGCUGCACCUGUACCCCGAAGAGAUGCUGUACUUGUACGACAGAAAUCCUAAAGAAGAAUACUCGGUGAGAACAAAGGCAUACUUCUUUAUCAGAAACAACUGCUACAACCUUCUUCUCGGAGAGGACGGUAGAUUUCUUCUGUACAGGAGGCAUAAGAACUUCAAUAGAAAGAAGGAUAAGCCGAUCUGCUUGAUGAGAUAUGUACACAGGGAUGAGUGGAUGGAAGAUUCAACCAAAGACAUUGUCGAUGAGUCUUUCUGUGUGCUAUCUGAUGAUGUGUUUACCUUUCUGAGGAUCCGAAAAGUCUUAAAGCUUGGGAUGGACACUCCUGAAAAUUUGAGGAAAUGGGAUGGAGAACCCUUUUGA
Molecule: messenger RNA, 480 nt
Organism: Encephalitozoon intestinalis ATCC 50506
Lineage: Eukaryota; Fungi; Microsporidia; Unikaryonidae
Exons: 1
Coding region: 1-480 (159 amino acids)
Source: RefSeq, a predicted model, not a curated record